This is a messenger RNA of Laccaria bicolor S238N-H82, 1203 nucleotides long. RefSeq lists its product as uncharacterized. NCBI's taxonomy places the organism in Eukaryota, Fungi, Basidiomycota, Agaricomycetes, Agaricales, Hydnangiaceae. The transcript has 2 exons. The record is from RefSeq and is a predicted model, not a curated record. Gene Ontology annotation, biological process: carbohydrate metabolic process. Bases 1 to 1203 code for a protein of 400 amino acids.
AUGGUGUCGAACCGAUACCUACUACUUACCACCCUCCUCUUCCACCAAGGUGCAUCCGCGUCCACAUACCACCCACACCCCUCGUCAAACCCCAUCCCAUUCUCACCAGGCUUCAACAUCUCCUCUGUCCUAACACUCGCCACCCUCCUCCCCUCCCACUCUUGGGAAUUCGGCACCGCUUCCGAGGCGUUAUUAGAACUUUACUCUCCUUCUCUAUCCGUUUUCUCCAGUUCAGCGCCUUUUCACGGUUCCCCUCCUGAAUAUGCAGUCCCGGCACUCAAAUACGCAAAAAGCAAAAUCGUCCUCGGCACAGGCGCAAACGGGCUAAGCGACGGAGACGGAGCGACGGGUGAUCCUGCUAGUUUGGGUGUUUUUGCGGUUUUACUUGGGGGAGUGUAUGGAGAUGCUGCGAGGGGUGAGGUGGAUUAUUUACUUGGACAGGCGCCGAGGUGGGGGAAUGCGAAGGGGGCGGUUUCGCAGAGGGUGGACGUGCCUGAGCUUUGGGCGGAUUUUGUGUACAUGGCACCGCCGUUCCUAGCUUUCUAUGGCGCUUUCACGAAGAAUGCGUCGGUUCUUCGGGAGGCGGUUAGGCAGUGUGGGUUGUAUAGGGAUGUGUUGGUGGUUAAGGAAGGGGAAUACGCGGGGUUGUGGCGGCAUAUUGUAGGACCGCAAACUGCUGAUCCGGGGAUAUGGUCCACGGGGAAUGGGUGGGCUGCUGCUGGGAUGACGAGGGUUCUUGGAACGGUUAUGAAGGCUCCCGCGGGGUUGUUUUCUCGGUAUGAGAGGGAAGAGGCUGUAAAGGAUUUGAGUACGUGGAUUAAGGAGAUUUUGGACGGUGCGAUGAGGAUGGGUAUGGAUGGGGGGUUGUUGAGGAAUUAUUUGGAUGAUGCGAGUGAUGAGGACGGACAUGGGUAUGGAGAGGUUUCUGGGACGGCGUUGUUGGCUAGCGUUGCGUAUCGGGUUGCUGUGCUCCUACCGAGGGUGUUUGGGAGGAGGUAUGUGAAGUGGGCGGAGGGUGUUAGGGGUGUUAUUGGGAGGGGACAUGUUACUGGGAAUGGGACGGUUGUGCCUACGGUUAAUCCGUUGGAUUGGGGAGAUACGAAGCCGUAUACUGCUGGGAGUCCAGAGGGACAGUGUUUUGUGGUGUUGAUGUAUGCUGCGUGGAGGGACUGUGUGUAUGCUGGAGUUUGUAGGAUGAGUUGA